AUGCAUUACCCAGCAGAAACCCCAACUGGACUCAUUGCUGAGAAUCUUCUUAAAGCCAAAGAAAUAACUCUCAAGAACACAUGUGUUCCCGAACAGCUGAAGAAUUACUUACAAAAAGCUCUUGAUGUUGCUCUUGGACUAGACCCUUACCUGGAUGCAAUGGCAACUUCAAAGAGAAUAACCUCAUCAGAACGAGGCAAAGGAGAUGCUGGAGGAGCUGAAGUUUGGCUGCAGCAGCAAGAACCCAUCUCUGGCAAUAUAAAUGGCAAGUUGGUCAACAAAAGUAAUGAAAUUGCACCAGAUUGGAGCCAAAUUUUUAGGAUGUUUGUUCAUAUGAUCAAAGCCAGGAAGAUUUUAUUAAUUGGCAAGCUUAAAGGGUACUGUAUCCCUGCUAUUGCAGAAGAAUUGUCAGAUGAUGGAAAAAUCUAUGCAUGUGCAGAAGUGUCCUAUCUCGGAGUGAAUAGCCAAGAAGGAUUUGAUUAUUCUUCAGAUGGUAAAAAGAUUAACAUGCGAGCAGGACCAAUAGCAGACACUUUGGAGGCAUUGCUUUCUGAGGAUGAGCACUUUGAUAUAAUUUUUAUUGAUGCUGAUCAAAGGAAUUCUGUUAACUACUACAGCUUUGUCAUGGAUAACCACUUGCUGAGAAUGGAUGGAGUGAUCUGUGUGGAGAAUACACUCAUAAAAGGACAAGUCUACCUGGAGAACAUAUCUGAUGAAAAUGUACUAGCUGUCAGAAAAUUAAAUACAGUGAUUAAUUCAGAUCCUCGUGUUCAGCAGGUUAUUUUACCUGUGGGAAGUGGAUUGAGCAUCAUUCGAAGGAGCCUUGCACCUCUGGGUAUAGUGACUGGAUCUAAGGUCUUGGUGAAGGAUGAUGUCUUCUGGGGUUAUAACAGAUAUCGCAUCCUUGAUCGACUGCGGUUGGAUGGGAAGGUGGCCUAUGUGACAGGCGGAGGGCAAGGAAUUGGAAGAGCCUUUGCACAUGCAUUGGGAGAGGCCGGUGCUAAAGUAGCUGUUGUGGAUCUGRUUCUUGCAAAGGCAGAAGCAGUGGCAUCUGAACUGAAACUUAAAGGGAUUAAAAGCAUUGCCCUUGCAGCAGAUGUGAGCAAACCCGAGGAGGUGCAAAGGGUUGUGGACACCAUCGUAGCUCGCUGGGGCACAAUCCACAUCGCGUGCAACAAUGCUGGAAUCAACAUGAAUUCUGCAAGCGAAGAUACUUCGCUAGAGGAAUGGGACCAAACUUUUAACGUUAAUUUGCGAGGAUUAUUUUUGUGCUGUCAAGCUGCAGGCCGCAUUAUGCUGAAUCAAGGAUAUGGGAAGAUAAUUAACACAGCAUCUAUGGCAAGUUUAAUAGUUCCGCAUCCCCAGAAGCAGCUCGCCUACAACACUUCCAAAGCUGGGGUUGUAAAAUUAACACAGACAUUAGGAACCGAAUGGAUUGACAGAGGAGUAAGAGUYAACUGCAUUUCCCCGGGGAUCGUAGAUACGCCGCUGAUCCACUCCAAGGACCUGGGGCCACUGGUGCAGCGCUGGCUCCAGGACAUCCCUGCUGGACGGCUGGCCCGGGCCACGGACCUGCAGGCUGCCGUGGUCUACCUGGCUGCCGAAGCCUCCGAUUACAUGACAGGCCACAACCUGGUCAUCGAGGGUGGGCAGAGCCUGUGGUGA
Messenger RNA from Nothoprocta perdicaria, 1665 nucleotides. RefSeq lists its product as uncharacterized. The transcript is spliced from 11 exons. The record is from RefSeq and is a predicted model, not a curated record. Gene Ontology annotation, molecular function: O-methyltransferase activity; oxidoreductase activity, acting on the CH-OH group of donors, NAD or NADP as acceptor. Bases 1 to 1665 code for a protein of 554 amino acids. Lineage: Eukaryota; Metazoa; Chordata; Aves; Tinamiformes; Tinamidae.